AUUUUUGCUCUAUAAGUCUUGGGAUAUGCACACCGACCCACCGCUGAAAGUUGGAAAAGACAGACGACCUAGACCAGAGGAAGAACAUGAAGAAGAUUGGAAAGGAGGCCAGAAGCCACCGAGUCUAUUAGCGAAGCCAACCCUUGAAAUUUCCACAAUUUUGCAGAGAGAAGGCGUCUAUUAGCUAAGCGAACCCUUGAAAUUUCCACAAUUUUGCAGAGAGAAGACGAAGAAGAUGAUGCAACAAGGAGGAGGAGGAGGGGGGGAUUAUGGUAGUUCUUACUACCAGAACCAGAACCAUAAUUCUCAAUUCUCUCCGUCUGAUCUACUGCUACAUACUCAGCCCCCCUCAUCUUCCUUUGCUUCUGCCCCUCCAUUCUCUCACAUCCCAUCCUCAGAUUACCCACCCUCACCUCUCCACCAACCACCACCCUCUUCUUAUUAUGAAUCCCUUUCAUCCUCUGAUAAAACCUAUCCUUCUUACCCAACCUAUACCCCCCCUCCAAACCCCAUCCAAAAUCCUCAGUCCCAACCUCCUUAUAGUCACCCUGCUCUCGUUGCCGAACCCUAUGCAUCGUCACAUUAUCCCCCCCAGCCUUUUGUCUCUGAAACCUAUCGUGAAACCCUUGUCCAAUAUCCCACCCCCUAUCCCUCGAUCGUGCCCAAUCCUCCAUAUGAUGUUGCUCCUAAAAUUGACAAUUCUUCUUGGUACGGUUCUAGUCGGUCCAGGUUUGAUGCGGGCGAGAUGUAUGAAAGGCCACCACCAUAUAGGAGCAGCGAUCAGGGGUUUUUAGAAAGGAAACCGGAGAGUGGGAUUCAUCAAGAUAGGAAUAGUUAUCGUGUUGAUGAUAUUGGUGGUGGUGAUGGUGUUUAUGCGUAUGAUGGGGGGAGGGUUGAGCCAUAUGGGUCCAGGGGUACUGGUACUGGGUCCAAGUCAUCUUCAUGGUCAACCUUUGAUGAUUAUGGGAGGUCUACGAGCAUUACGUCAGGGAAUGAUCAGUUGGGGGCUUCCAUGAAAAUCACAAAGGCAGUCCCGAAGGUUGAUACUCAGCAGGAUGUGAAGAAUGGGGUGCAGAAGUUUCGAGUCAAGUUGUUGCCUGAAGGUGCGAGUCAGAGUGCCAUGGAUGUGCUUUGCCAGAUUGGCCUGGAUGGAAUUCGUAUGCUUGACCCAACUACUAGUAGGACAUUAAGAAUAUAUCCACUUGAGACAAUUACAAGAUGGGAAGCCGAUUCCUCUAACUAUACCUUUUGGGCCAAGAGCUCUGUUGACAUUGAACCAAGACGCAUAAGGUUGCAAUCAAACAGCUACACAACAAACACCAUAUUGGACACAGUGACAGCUGCCACUGUACAGCUUAAAGAGAUGGGCGGAAAAGAUAUUGUUGGUGGCGGGGGCAAAGAUUCUAGUAAGCUAUCUGACCAACCAGCUGAAAAGAAGAAGAAUUUUGCAGAUUGGAUGAACUUGAUGAAGCCUGCUAAUGAGGAGAAAGAUCACUGGGUCCCUGAUGAAGCUGUCUCUAAGUGCACAGCAUGUGGAGCAGACUUUGGAGCUUUUGUUCGGAAGCAUCACUGUAGGAACUGUGGAGAUAUAUUUUGUGAUAAAUGCACCCAUGGUAGAAUUGCGCUCACUGCAGAUGAGCAAGCCCAACCGGUCCGUGUGUGUGAUAGAUGCUUGGCAGAAGUGUCUCAAAGGCUGAGCAAUACUAAGGAAGCCACUAGUAAACCUGUUGGGCAGCACAGCCAUGAAGACCUUGCCAAGAAGCUUCAGGAGGAAAUUGACAGAAAUCGCACGGCAGCUUCAUCUGGUCAUGCAAAGCUAUCCUCUGAUGGAUCCACUAGGAGGAUGAGAGAAGUUGCCUGUCCCACAUGUACAGUACAUUUGCAGGUCCAAGUUCCAAGCUCUGGAUCCGAGACCGUAGAGUGUGGUGUGUGCCAGCAUCCUUUCCUUGUGAGUGCACACUGAUGUACCUAGCCUAGCCUUAUGGGUGAGCAGGACACCUGUGGAUGGUUCACGUCCUGUUUAUUCAAUUAUUAUGGAAUCUUGAAUGAACUUUUGCGUUGAUAUUUGGUGUUUCGUGUUUGUGUAUAAUUUUCUGGUCUGGCUUUAUCAUGACGAGACGUCUUGUUGAAGAUCUGCUUCCUGUAUAAGCUGCUGUGAUGUCUCUGUAAAGGCAUAAACAUUGUGUCAGGGAUUUGGAUUUUUCGGCAGUCUUUGAGUGUUUCCUUGAAAAUCUGGGAAUCGUUACCCUAGUUGGUCCCAAAAAUUCAUAUUUACUAAGCCGAACCUCGCUAUGCAUACUGCUUUGAACGUAGUGGCAGUGGUCUUUCCUAUCCUAAUUACAGCUGUUUAUUGGUAAUUGGAGGCCCAUCUGGUCUUUCCUAUCCUAAUUACAGCAGUUUAUUGGUAA
Amborella trichopoda is the source of this 2408-nucleotide messenger RNA. Its product is annotated as RING/FYVE/PHD zinc finger superfamily protein. Gene Ontology annotation, cellular component: late endosome membrane; ESCRT I complex. Gene Ontology annotation, molecular function: metal ion binding; ubiquitin binding. The record is from RefSeq and is a predicted model, not a curated record. Gene Ontology annotation, biological process: multivesicular body assembly; intralumenal vesicle formation. NCBI's taxonomy places the organism in Eukaryota, Viridiplantae, Streptophyta, Magnoliopsida, Amborellales, Amborellaceae.